Messenger RNA from Schistocerca cancellata (South American locust), 1671 nucleotides. RefSeq names its product arylsulfatase B-like. The coding region runs from base 1 to 1671 and encodes 556 amino acids. Lineage: Eukaryota; Metazoa; Arthropoda; Insecta; Orthoptera; Acrididae. The record is from RefSeq and is a predicted model, not a curated record. The transcript is spliced from 9 exons.
AUGUCUGCCCUCUUGGCCGCAGUGUGGCUGCUUAUAGCAGCAGGAGUCGUGCAGGGACAAUCGACGCCACCAAACAUCAUUUUCAUAAUUGCAGAUGACUUGGGAUGGAAUGAUCUGAGUUUCCACGGCUCCGAUCAAAUCCCGACACCCAACAUCGACGCCCUGGCUUACAACGGCAUCAUACUGAACAGCCACUACGUGAUGCCAACAUGUACGCCGUCCAGGGCGUCUCUGCUGACAGGGAAAUAUCCCAUACGCUUAGGUAUGCAGGGAGCACCUCUGAAUCCCACCAUCAAGGGAGGGCUACCUGAAGGCAAGAUCCUGCCGCAGUACCUCAAGGAUCUCGGGUACGUUACCAGGGCUAUCGGCAAGUGGCACCUGGGCUUCCACAAGAAGGAGCUGACGCCCACAUAUCGCGGGUUCGACUCCCACCUAGGUUACUGGAACGGCCACAUUGGAUAUUAUGACAUCAUUUUGGACUAUGGGCCGCGCGGAGACAUCGGCGCAGGCUACGACAUGCACAGCAACAUGACGACCGCCUGGGAGUUCGCCGGGCGGUACGCGACCGACGUCUUCACAGAGGAGGCGGAGCGCCUGAUCCAGCAGCACGACUCGCAGAAGCCGCUGUUCCUGUACCUGGCGCACCAGGCCGUGCACGCGGGCGACGCCGCAAAGUGGCUGGACGCACCCCAGGACGUCAUCAACAAGUUCCUCUACAUCAGCGACCCCAACAGGCGCAUACUGGCCGGUGUGCUCUGGAAGCUGGAUGAGUCUGUGGGACGCGUGGUGGCGGCGCUGGAGAAACGCGGGAUGCUGGAGAACUCCAUCGUCGUGUUCGUGUCAGACAAUGGAGCGCCGUCUGAUGGGAUGGAUCAGCCCAACUGGAGCUCCAACUACCCACACAGAGGGUUAAAGGGUUCACUGUGGGAGGGCGGCGUCCGGGGGGCGGCCCUUGUGUGGAGUCCACUUCUGAAGAGCGCGCCAAGGGUGUCCAACCAGCAGAUGCACAUCAGCGACUGGCUGCCCACGCUCUACACUGCUGCUGGGGGAAACCUGACGGACCUCCCUACGGAUCUGGACGGAAUGAACACAUGGGAUGCGCUCGUCACUGCCAGCGGCUGGCCACGCACUGAGGUCCUGAUCAACCGCAAUGACGACGACGGGACGGCUGCCAUCAGGGUUGGCGACUGGAAGCUCGUCAAAGGACCAGCAUCCAGCAACGGCUACUACGGAGCGAGUGGAGCAGAGGAUCCGCGCUACACGCCGCAGUACGACCCACAACAGGUGGCGAACAGCCUGGCAGGACGAGCCGUGGCCGCCGUAAUGGAGGCGACCUCCACAUCUGAAGACAUGCUGCGGUUGCGAGCGGAGGCCACUGUGUCCUGUCCCAACAGGCCGGAAGAGCCAGCGUGCGUCCCCCAGACCGAGGACGGCACGUGCGUCUUCAACGUGGUGCUGGACCCCUGCGAGGGCGGUACCUCGGUCAACUCCAGUGACGUGCUGGACACGCUGCUGAAGCGACUGGAGGCGCUGUCGGACCCCAUGCUGCCUGUCCAGGACUACCCUGUGGAGCCGGAGCUGGUGCGCCCGUCCCGCUGGAACAACACGUGGGUGCCCUGGACCGACUGCAUCGCCGAUCCCACCUACAUCGCCUGCAACGUAGUUACUUAG